This is a messenger RNA of Lottia gigantea (owl limpet), 1005 nucleotides long. RefSeq lists its product as hypothetical. Gene Ontology annotation, biological process: negative regulation of BMP signaling pathway; ubiquitin-dependent protein catabolic process. The transcript is spliced from 7 exons. The annotation marks the transcript as partial. The record is from RefSeq and is a predicted model, not a curated record. Gene Ontology annotation, molecular function: ubiquitin-protein transferase activity; protein binding. NCBI's taxonomy places the organism in Eukaryota, Metazoa, Mollusca, Gastropoda, Lottiidae.
GAACAAAGAACAACACAGCAGGGUCAGAUUUAUUUUUUACACACUGAAACUGGUGUUAGCACAUGGCACGAUCCUAGAAUUCCAAGGGACAUAUCUAAUCUACAAUUGAGAGAAGAUGAAUUAGGCCCACUACCUGCAGGCUGGGAACCAAGAGUAACUGGCACUGGUCGUGUUUACUAUGUUGAUCACAGAUCUCGAACCACUCAAUUUACUGAUCCCAGACUUUCUAUCAAUAUACGUCGUCAUGGCAGGAGUAUGUUUCAAGAAUCAACAGUCAUACGUCUUCCAAAUCAAAAACAUAAAGAUAAAGAAGUUGAACCCCUGCCAAAAUACAAACGUGACCUUGUGCAGAAAAUUAAAUUGUUACGUGGAGAAUUACUGUCACUAGCUCCGCCUGCUGGACAUUGUAGAUUAGAAGUAUCACGUGAAGAAGUUUUUGAGGAUUCAUAUCGUCAAGUAAUGAAAAUGAAAGGCAAAGAUUUACGUAAGCGUUUAAUGGUAAAAUUUCGAGGUGAAGAAGGUUUAGAUUAUGGUGGGGUUGCCAGAGAAUGGUUCUACCUUUUGUCUCAUGAAAUGUUAAAUCCUUAUUAUGGACUCUUUCAAUAUUCUAGAGAAGAUAAUUAUACCCUGCAAAUAAAUCCUGACUCUGGCAUUAACCCGGAUCAUUUGUCUUAUCUUCAUUUUGUUGGCCGUGUUAUUGGAAUGGCAAUAUUUCAUGGGCAUUAUUUAGAUGGUGGUUUUACUAUGCCUUUUUAUAAACAGUUGUUAAGUAAACCAACAACACUAGACGAUUUAGAGAGUGUUGAUCCUGAUUUACAUAGAAGUUUGAAUUGGAUUUUAGAAAAUGACAUAGAAGAAGUACUAGAUCACACAUUUUCUGUAGAACAUAAUUCUUUUGGUAAAGUUCAGGAACAUGAGUUAAAACCUGGAGGUAAAAACAUCCCGUUAACAGAAGAAAAUAAAAAAGAAUAUGUCCGGUAUGUUAUUGUUUUAUUUUUUUACUAG